AAUAAGGAACAACUGUGCAUGACCUCUGUUCGGAGAUAAGAAAGUAUCUAACAGAAACCAAAAGUACAUUUUUUCCAGACUGCUGGUAACUUGAUCUGUUCGGGAGCCGUAUAUGAUUUAUAAUAUUAAAUAAAUGGAUGUUUUGGAGAAGCUGAGCUUAACGGGAGAGAGACUGGACACUGCUCCACAGGGCGCUUCAGUACUGCCUUGUUCACACCGUUUUCUUCAAGGAAGUCUACAAAAGAAACCAUGUUGAUAGACACUGCAGUGAGGAUACAAUCACUUCUUGUGUUCCAUGUCUGCAUUCAACUUUCAUUGAUGCACCAAACGGCCUCACAGAAUGCAUUAGCUGUGCAGUGUGUGAUCCUGCACAACCAGUUCCUGAACUGCUGUUUUUGGAGCCCGGAAUGAACCAUGUUCGGUACAGAAGGCCAGGCAGGACGGGAAAUCCAAACCUUAUUCCUUUAAACAAGAACUCUGACCGUUUUCACUGUGGAUCUAUCGCUGUUUUGUUUGGUGAGCUCCUCCCCUCGUCGCCAUCGCGCUGGGCUUGUUCAACAAAAACAGACGAUCCCACUUCAGGACAAAGAAAAAGAUUCUUCUCUAAGGAACGGAAAACCUGGACAAGGAAUUAAUGUACAGAGAAGAUGAGCUGCAUCAGAAAAACUGAAAGGAAAAGUUGUUUUCUUGUUGGUCUGCCAACUGUAAAACUGUCAAUAGCAUGAAACAAACUUAAAUAAUUUUGCAGAUGAUCUAAAGCUUCUGAACAAGACAGAUGAAAUGUGCAGGAUUUUGCAUUCUUUACCAGAAGAGACUGAACCAGCACUUUUAUCAUGAUCUCUGGUUUGCAGAUCAUCUUUAUUGCUGCUAUUAUUUCCUCAAAUUUUGAACACUGUUUUGGCUCAUGUGCCUGGGCUGAGUAUGAGAUAGGUGGAGAAUGUUGUCCCAUGUGUUCACCAGGAAACCGGGUUUAUAGACACUGCACACAGGAUACGAGCACUACCUGUGUUCCAUGCCUUCCCUCAACUUUCCUUGAUGCACCCAACGGCCUCAUAAAAUGCUUUAGCUGUGCAGUGUGUGAUCCUGGUCAGGGUUUAAGAGUAAACACUGCCUGCACUCAGUCAUCAAAUACAGUCUGUGAGCCAGUAGAUGGAUAUUACUGUACUGAUCAGUACAGUGGCAGCUGUAGACGAGCUGACAAACACAUAAACUGCAGCCCUGGACAAUAUAUAAAGCAGAAAGGAACAGCAUCUAAAGAUACUGAAUGUGCUGAAUGUCCAGAUGGUACCUUUUCAAACGGCUCUCUUCAGAUUUGUCAGCCACAUUCAAAAUGUGAAGAUCUGGGACUCACAGAAAUAAAACCAGGAACACGUUCUUCUGAUGCUGAAUGUGGAAAUAAAACUCCAGCUGCUCUAAUAGCUGGAAUUAUAGUUUCUGUUCUCAUUGUGGCUGUAGCAGCAGCAGUUAUCGUGCUUGUCAAAAUUAAAUGUAAGACUUUCUCAUGUCGAGACUGGUUUGAGAUUCAGCCAGCUGAGAAAAAUCACACAACUCCAGUAGAAGAAACUGGAUUUGAGGAAUCUACAGCGCUCUCAUCAGUGAUGACAAUGUUGACUAAGCCUCCAGACAGUCAGGAGCCUGACCAGUCACACCUGAACACAAGCAGCUCUGGCAAUCCUGCAAUCUGAACUAGCAGCCUCAGGAAAAAAGAUAGAUAGACUCUAGGAAGUGCCGUGGUAGCCCUGGUCAUGUGUCAUUUCCUCCUGGAAUCUCAGAAUGCAGGAUCGUGGGAAUGGCCAAUCUUGGAACACACUUGUGCUUGUGACCCUGAGCAACAUGAGCUGAAGCAUGUGGAGAAGAUCUGGUUUUAGGCAGUGCAGGACUUCGCUAAACAGUGGAGCAACUGUGCAUGAUCCUGAAUAAACUGACACAGCGUGCAGUUUCACUGUCUGUCUGCUACAGGAAGUACAAAAGGAAGCAGUUUGCUUAGAUAAGCAACUGCUUUUGUUGCCAUUCCUUGGGUUUAUAAAUCGUUGCUGUCCAAUGAAAAAUGUAUCUCCAUUUUUUUGCGAUUUUUACUUUUCAGCAUCAUUUGAGCUCAGCAGCUGUCUUUUACGUUGAGUAAAAAUUUCAUAAUGACUGGACCAAUAGAAAUGCUUCAAAAUUGCUUACCACAAAAUCUCUUUACAUUAACUUACAUUAAAAGGUAAGAGUGCUUUUGCCCUCUCCUGUAAAGUUACUGUGACUAAAUGCUGUGUGAUUAGUCUGUAGCCUUCAGUUUUGAAAUAAUUAAUAUUUAAGCACUCCUUCCAUUACUCUAGAAAUGCCUGUGCAACUAACCUUUUUUUAACCCAUAAAUGCCCAGGACCUGCUGGCGGGUCCAAGCUUUUACUACACACUAAUACAAUUUAAAAUAAUAUAUAUUUUAAUAUUAAUAAAGCCAUAAUAAUGGCAAUUCCAGAAAAAUAGCCAUACAAAUCUUUUUGCUAACUUGGUGUGGUUGACAAUUACUCAUUAAAUGACCCUUUUGUCCUUUUAACAUUUGUAAUAUUUGACUUUACUGAUACAACUUUAAUUAUAAAGAUGUGCCUUUUCUCUGGCAUUGGUGUAUAAUAUGUAUGUAUUUUAUGUGCAGUCUUAUGCAAAAUAUACAAAAUCUUUGGCA
Messenger RNA from Colossoma macropomum (tambaqui), 2662 nucleotides. Its product is annotated as tumor necrosis factor receptor superfamily member 14-like. Bases 834 to 1685 code for a protein of 283 amino acids. Gene Ontology annotation, molecular function: transmembrane signaling receptor activity; protein binding. The transcript is spliced from 12 exons. Gene Ontology annotation, biological process: positive regulation of T cell migration; positive regulation of cytokine production involved in immune response; signal transduction. The record is from RefSeq and is a predicted model, not a curated record. Lineage: Eukaryota; Metazoa; Chordata; Actinopteri; Characiformes; Serrasalmidae. Gene Ontology annotation, cellular component: membrane; external side of plasma membrane.